AUGGUUUGUAUCAAAUCUGGCCCAAACCAUGGUGCCAAAACUGUCAAGCUCACUUCUGAUUCUCUCAAUAAUCUCAUCCAUGGCCAUUUUGGUACCGGCAAGGCUUGCUCAACCGCCGCGCCCAUCCGUGCUCAUCUCAGGCCCCGGGCUGUCACCAAAAAGGUCAGAAACCUCGGAUUGCUGGACGCCGAUCAUGAAGGUCAAUGGUUGUGUGGCUGA
Molecule: messenger RNA, 219 nt
Organism: Ilex paraguariensis (yerba mate)
Lineage: Eukaryota; Viridiplantae; Streptophyta; Magnoliopsida; Aquifoliales; Aquifoliaceae
Source: the annotation of a GenBank genome assembly